AUGUCUGCUGGCAAGAUCCUCGCUGUUCUCUUCAAAGGUGGUGAAUACAACACUCCAAAGCUACUGGGCUCUGCUGAGAAUGCACUUGGUCUGAAGAAGUUCAUCCAGGAACACAACAGAUCCAUCUUCUCCACCAGCGAUAAAGGCCCAGAGAUUGACGACUACAUCAAGGAGGCCGAAGUGAUCAUCUCCACCCCAUUUAACCCGGUGUACAUCUCCAAGGAGAGAAUUGACUCUGCAAAGAACUUAAAGUUGCUCAUCACUGCAGGCGUGGGCUCCGACCACGUUGACUUGGAUCACAUCAACAAGUCUGGUCGUGAUAUCUCAGUCUUGGAGGUCACGGGCUCGAACACAACCUCGGUUGCCGAGCACGUUGUCCUGACCAUCUUAUCUCUGGUCAAGAACUUCAUUCCAGCACACCAAAACGCCAUGGAAGGUGGCUGGGAUAUUGCUAAGAUCUCCAGAGAUGCAUAUGACCUGGAAGGCAAGGUUGUGGGCACUAUCGGUGCCGGUAGAAUUGGCUACAAAGUGCUGGAGAGACUGUAUCCAUUCAAGACCAAGGAGCUGCUGUACUAUGACUACCAGCCGUUAUCUGAGGAGCUGCGUUCUAAAGUGGAUGCUAGAAGAGUUGACAGCAUCGAGGAGCUGGUGGCACAGUCUGAUAUCGUCACCAUCAAUGCGCCACUGCACGCCGGCACCAAGAGUCUGGUGAACAAGGAGCUGCUCUCCAAGUUCAAGCCAGGCGCUUUGCUCGUCAACACUGCCCGUGGUGCCAUCUGCAACGCACAGGACGUUGCUGAUGCCGUCAAGUCUGGUCAGUUGAGAGGUUACGGCGGUGACGUUUGGUACCCACAACCAGCUCCAAAGGACCACCCUUGGAGAACCUUGAGCAACCAGUACGGUGACGGUAACGCCAUGACGCCACACGUCUCUGGUGCCAACUUGGAUGCACAGGCCAGAUACGCCCUGGGUGUCAAGAACAUCUUGCAAUCCUACUUCUCCGGUAAAUUCGACUACAGACCUCAAGACGUUAUCUUGUUGCAUGGCCAAUACGCUACAAAGGCCUAUGGUAGUGACAAGGAGGUUGUUGAUGUUAACUGA
Messenger RNA from Williopsis jadinii, 1101 nucleotides. It is a transcript of the gene FDH1, whose product is annotated as formate dehydrogenase (NAD+). The coding region runs from base 1 to 1101 and encodes 366 amino acids. Gene Ontology annotation, cellular component: cytosol. Lineage: Eukaryota; Fungi; Ascomycota; Saccharomycetes; Phaffomycetales; Wickerhamomycetaceae. The record is from RefSeq and is a predicted model, not a curated record. Gene Ontology annotation, molecular function: formate dehydrogenase (NAD+) activity; NAD binding; oxidoreductase activity, acting on the CH-OH group of donors, NAD or NADP as acceptor. The transcript has a single exon.